AUGUGUAUCGCUACAGAUCUUGCGCAGCUCAAAGCCGAGCUGGGCGAGCAAGCCCAUCUGCUUGACUAUGCCCCACGAAGCAAGAUCAAAACAGAAGUUAGUAAUGACCCGGAUGGGAUCUCCUUCAAAAUAUUGUUCGGUUACCUUCGAGAAAAAGCCACAAACGAUACAAGGAACAUCUGGGUGCACUUGAUUCCCGCGUCUAGGUAUAGAGGUAAUGUCGCAGUCCAUUUCAAAUCGUAUGACGCACAUGGCCACCACUAUGAAGAGUAUGAAACAGCUAGAAUCGGCCGGAUAGUGUCUGGAUGCCACUCUGCAUUCAAGGUUUCCGGCAGAUGGUCCAAACCGAAGCUCAUCGCACUUGCGAAAUACUACUUUCUCGUGAAACUGGUCGAGAUCGGCCUGGACGAGGAUCUGAGAAAGACACAGUACGGACUAUCUCUGUCGGGCUCAUUCUGCCAUGACGUGAUUAUGGCAUGUUUAGAUUUCAGGGAUGAGGCGGAGAGAACGAACUGUCCAGGGCGGCGGGCGACACCGCCUCGCUGCGUUGUUGAACAUGUGGAUACGACAGAUACCGACUCUUCCAAUAAACUGAAAUUCGAAUCGGAUACCGAUUCGACCGAUACGCUGCUGGGGGAAGUCACCCAAAACCCAUCAAAUCGGGCUACGAGCGAAAGAGAAGUGAAUUUUGCUCUUGUCAGCCUCGGUACAGACGAACUCGUUCAGAUGCUGGCUGAUAGUCACGACGACGAAGAGAGGAUAACAGAAGAGAUUGACACCAUUGGGGAGAAGAUCAUCGCACUACAAGCUGAACAGGACGCCAAAGAAUGCGAGCGGCUGCAGCUUGCAGAACGGCGACACUUCUUGCUCGAGGCAAAAACUGGGGAUGAAAUCUAUUCGCUGGGACGUAAGGUUGAGCGGAUGCAUGGUAGUAAGCGUAGAAGAGUUGAGUGA
Molecule: messenger RNA, 954 nt
Organism: Dothidotthia symphoricarpi CBS 119687
Lineage: Eukaryota; Fungi; Ascomycota; Dothideomycetes; Pleosporales; Dothidotthiaceae
Exons: 1
Coding region: 1-954 (317 amino acids)
Source: RefSeq, a predicted model, not a curated record